Molecule: messenger RNA, 3988 nt
Organism: Zingiber officinale
Lineage: Eukaryota; Viridiplantae; Streptophyta; Magnoliopsida; Zingiberales; Zingiberaceae
Product: exportin-4-like
Exons: 32
Coding region: 251-3760 (1169 amino acids)
Biological process (GO): protein export from nucleus
Cellular component (GO): cytoplasm; nuclear pore
Molecular function (GO): nuclear export signal receptor activity
Source: RefSeq, a predicted model, not a curated record
CUCAGGUGUUCUUUUCAUUUCCAGGAAGGCGCACACACAGGGGGAAGGCGGCUUGAAGGGCUACCAGGCCCUCCGAUCGCUUCCCUUUUCCGCACAAUUUUAUCUGCCGACUUUGAGAAAGCUCGCAGCUCACUCCCGUUCCUGCAUCCCCAUCUCCUUUUGAUCGUCUCUUCCUCGUCGCUCCUAAUCCGACACACACAGUACCCUAGAGAAUAGAAUCGGACGAGAUUGAGUUGAAAAACAAGAGGCAAUGCAGGGGUUCCCAGGAUCAGUUCCGGAUUUGUCCCAGCUUCGGUCCACCAUGAUUGCAGUUGAACAGGCUUGCUCCAUGAUCCAGAUGCACAUGAAUCCAACUGAAGCAGAGAAAAUUAUUGUUUCACUGCGGCAAUCCUCAAUGCCAUUCCAGGCAUGCCGAUUCAUACUUGAAAAUUCUGAAUUGCCAGCUGCAAAAUUUCAAGCUGCUGGAGCAAUUGGUGAUGCUGCAAUUAGAGAGUGGGGAAUGCUUACAGAUGAGAAUAAGAAAAACUUAAUAGUAUUCUGUCUACACUAUGUUAUGGAGCAUGCAAGUGCUUCUGAUGCUUACGUCCGAUUAAAGGUGUCUGCAGUUGCAGCUCAACUGUUAAAACGAGGAUGGUUUGAUUUUGUUGAUGCUGAAAAGAUUUGUAUUCUCUUAGAGGUGAAGCAAGCCAUUCUAGGACCUCAUACAUCAGAUGUGCAAUUUGCAGGGAUUAAUUUCCUUGAGUCCUUGGUAUCUGAAUUUUCACCUGCAACUUUGACUCCGAUGGGCCUUCCUAAAGAUUUUCACACCCAAUGUCAUUUGUCAAUGGAAUCUAAUUAUCUGAAGGAGUUCUAUUGUUGGGUUCAAUCUGCUGCGUUUAAUGUGACUGAAAAGAUAGUGAGCUCAUAUGCAAGCAUAUCUGAUGAGAAAGCAUGCUCUGCAGCACUGCGGUUUAUGUUUCAGGUUUUGAACUGGAACUUCCAAAAUAGUUCCAUUUCAUGGGAUACCUCCAGAAAUAAAUCAAAUUUAGUAACAUACGGUAUCAGACAUGAUGUGGUUCAGUUGAAAAAGUUUGAACGGUCAUUGGUUGAGCCAGGACCCUCAUGGCAUGGUGCUAUAUUAUCAAGCGGACAAACUCUUUGGCUUUUGAACUUGUAUGCAACAGUUCGCCAGCAGCAUUUAUCUGAUAUUUUGUGGUUUGAUUCUCCCUUAUCAGUCUCUGCCAGGCAGCUAGUAGUGCAGUUAUGCUCUUUGUCAGGGACUAUAUUUCCUUCCGACAAUGGGGAAACACAUAUUAAGCACCUAGUGCAGAUUCUGUCAGCUGUUAUUGAUUGGAUUGAGCCGCCUAACAUAGUCUCAGGAGCAUUACGUGGGGGGCGAAGUGAAAGUGAGAUGAUUGAUGGUUUUCAUGUAUUACUUUCCAUGGCAACCAUGACUACAACUGUGCUUUUUGAUAAUCUUCUUAGGUCUUUAAGACCUUUUGGUACAAUUCAAUUAUUGUCUGCCUUGACUAGUGAAAUUGUUAAAACUCAUGUGAGAAGAACUGAUGUUGAUCAAACAUGGACAUCAGAGGCUCUUGAUAUUCUCUUGGAGAUAUGGACCCUCAUUCUUGGGAGAAAUGACAAUGAAAGAAAGGUUUCACCUGAAAACAUAUCAUCAUUAUCGAAUUUAUUCAAAGCUAUUGUGGAGUCGCAUCUUAAUGCUGCUGCCCAAUCUGCAUUUGAAGAUGAUAGUGAUGCUGAGUAUUUUCAUGUCUCUGUAUCAAAACGAGAUGAAACUUUGUAUGCAUAUGCUCUUAUUGCACGAGCUGCAGUUGAAACCAAUAUUUCCUUUCUUAUGAAACUGUUUGCAGAACGUUGUGCUCUUCUCAGUCAGAAUAAUGAAAGUUGUGAUCCUACACAAACCUUAGAAGAACUCUACUGGCUUCUAUUGAUUACUGGUCACGUGCUCACUGAUUCAGGUGAUGGAGAAACAGUAAUGAUUCCAGAAGCAAUACAAGACGGGUUUGCUGAUGUAUCAGAUGAAUCACAGCAUCCAGUGGUUGUUUUUUCCUGGUCAAUACUAAGUUUUGCUAGGCAAAGUUUGGAUUCAAAAAUGAGAACAAUGUAUUUCAGUCCUCGACUCAUGGAGGCAGUAAUAUGGUUCCUUGCCAGAUGGGUUGAUACAUACUUGAUGCCGGUUGAUGCUUCAAAAGGACAACUAAGACCAUCUGGUCAUGAUGAAGAGCUGAACCAAGUUUUUCAGUCUUCGAAAAAGAUUUUGAUGAAUUUUGCUGGACAAAAUAAACAAGGAGAACUGAUACUUGACAUCAUUGUUCGUACUUCCAUAACAACACUUGCAUCUUUUCCUGGCGAGAAUGAGCUUCAUGAAUUGACAUGUCGGAAAUUACUUGUAGCUCUUGUUCGUUGGAGACAUGUUUGUGUUCACCUUGUUGCAUUGGAAUCAUGGAAUGAACUUGCAAGGGCCUUCACAAAUGAGAGGACGUUAUUCUCCAUCAAUGCUCGUUUGCAGCGAGCUCUUGCAGAGACACUAGUUUGUGCUGCUUCCAGUUUUAAGGAUCAAGAAUCUUCCAAUCAGUAUGUGAGAGAUCUAAUGGGACCUAUGACAAUAUAUCUUGUAGAUAUUUCCACUCGGAAUGAUGCGAAAGUUGUUUCUCAACAAGCAGAUGCUAUGUAUAUGGUUAGUUGCUUGUUGGAACGACUAAGAGGAGCAUCCAGAGCCACCCAACCCCGAACUCAAAAAUCCAUAUUUGAGAUGGGUUGUGCUGUUAUGAGUUCUUUAUUAACUCUUCUUGAGUUAUACAAAAAUCAGUCCACAGUUGUGUACCUGAUACUUAAAUUUGUUGUUGACUUCGUCGAGGGAGAAGUAGCAUUUCUCAAUGCGAAGGAAACUUCAAUUUUGAUUGACUUUUGCUUGCAAUUGCUUCAAGUGUAUUCUUCUCAUAAUAUGGGUAAGAUCUCACUCUCUCUGUCAAGGAGCCUCCAGAGUGAGGCACAAGCUGAAAAAUACAAGGAUUUGCGUGCUUUGAUUCUGCUUCUGACAAAAAUUUGUUCAAAAGAUUUGGUGGAUUUUUCAUCAGAGUCCAAUGAGGUGGGAAAAACAGAUAUUGCUGAGGUCAUCUUUGUUGGUCUUCAAAUUGUCACCCCUCUCAUAUCUUUCGAGCUUUUGAAGUACCCUAAACUCAGUUGUGAUUAUUUUACAUUGGUCUCUCACUUGCUGGAAGUUUACCCUGAGAAAGUUGCACAAUUGAACAAUGAAUCCUUUGGUAAUAUAGUCAGGACAAUUGACUUUGGCUUUCACAAUCAGGAUGUUGACAUUGUUGAAAAGUGUCUGAGGGCAGUUACUGCCCUUGCUUCCUAUCAUUAUAGAGAGAAAAUUAUAGGCAAAGAAGGGCUGGCUAAGAUGGCAAUGAGCUCACCACAAUCAACAGGAGAUUUUCAGGACAGUAUUUUAAGUUAUUUCCUUAGGUUGCUGCUACAGUUGCUUCUAUCUCAAGAUUUCAGAAUGGAACUGGCCGGUUCUUCAGCUGAUUGUCUCCUUCCAUUAGUUUUGUGUGAACACGAUCAAUAUCAGAAAAUGGUACAAGAAUUCUUAGACAGACAACAAAGCCCUGCUAUAAUGUCAAGAUUGGCAAGUGCAUUCUCUGCUCUUACAAGCGGAAACAAGCUCUCUUCUUCGCUCGACAGGCCAAAUCGCUUCAAGUUCAGGAAAAAUCUUCAAAUUUUCUUGACUGAAGUUUCUGGCUUUCUCAGUAUCAUCUGAAUGGCUUGGAGGACCACCUGCAAUUGCAUACAUAUUUUAUACAUAUGAAAUUUUGGAGUCUUGCAACUAGGCAAAUUGUCAUUUUUAUAGCGAUAAUUGGCAUUUGCAAGUAAACCUGUAAAUACAAGAGAUGAUGACAGACAAAUUGUGUGCGAUGUAUGGGCUAAAUGUUGAGAUGCUAUGUAUUUUUUGUGAGACCUAGUGUAGUGCUUAUAGGGUUGGGUUUCA